Molecule: messenger RNA, 1440 nt
Organism: Eruca vesicaria subsp. sativa (arugula)
Lineage: Eukaryota; Viridiplantae; Streptophyta; Magnoliopsida; Brassicales; Brassicaceae
Source: the annotation of a GenBank genome assembly
AUGGAAAGCUCCAGCCUUGCCGCUGCCGAUCGGAUCGAUUCAACGCAUACACGAGAGGAUCACCCUCCCACGACCACCAUGGGGUGGUGCAGAAAGCUUGACGGCGGAGGAGGCAAAUCAGCCGUUGUUUCAGUGGUGGUGGUGCAGGGAAGGCCGCUGGUGGAGGCUUCGACUAUAAGAACUUCAGCCAUAAAAAUUAUUAUUCAAAGCAUCGGAGAUGAUAGUGGAGUGAAAAUUAUUAUUUUAGCAGGUACUGCACCCUCUUAUAAUCCUCGAUGGCAAAAUCAGAAGAAUCUUGAGUGCAAGCAUUCACGGGUUGGUGAUAACUACUGCUCCAUCAAUGAGUUUAUGUCUAUUGGCUGCUUCUGCUCUGGUUUAGAGUCCUCGAAUCUGAUUGUUGGUAUUGAUGUCACCAAGAGAAACGAGUGGACAGGUGUGAGAUCAUUCGGUAGGAAGAGCCUGCAUUACAUUGGAACAACUCCAGACUCCCAUGUUAUGGAUUCGGAGAUGGCAUGUCAUGCUAUUCAUGAGGGUCUUAAAUUGAUAUCCUUUGUAAUGUUUCGGGUAUAUCGGAUGAAGAAAAGGCAUAUGUAUCACAAAUUUUGGAAAAAUGUCAGGACACAAGAAUAAUCUCUUCAAAGUGUCCAACAUGAUCAUUGUUGCCAAGCCAGAUGCAUUGAGGAUAAGUCUCUUGAAACUUUUCUACGAAGAUACAUGAUACAUGGUAAGUUGUUCCUCACAAGCCACAACAUAAUAAAUAGCAUGACUCUCUUCCCUGUCAUAGAACCUUAUCACCAAGCCCUCGAUUUUUAGUUCUGUUGAUUCCAAGAUUGCAUAAGAGGUUCUGUUGUAAUAACAUUAUCUAAGAAUGUUUAUCUAAACUGAAUUGAAAUUCUUAAAAGCUGUAGUUGUUUAAGAAGUUGAUGUCUGCUUAAUUUUAUGAUGUGUAUCUUUGGAUGUGUUUCCUUUUGUAUGUUUAUUCACAUGUUUUCGACAGGUAUACUCGUGACACUCGGACAUUAAACGCAUGUUCUUCGUCUCUGAGAGAAUCCGGUUUCUAAAAACAGAUUCAAAACAUCACCAGCGCCAGAAACGAAACCACUCGGUGACAACGACAUCUGAUCUAAGAAUAGAGUUUCCUGUCGAGUGCAGGGAGACUAAGUAGAGCGGCGGUUGUUGCUGCAGGUGCCUACAAAGGUGAUGAAGCAGACAAUGCAUAAGAAGAGAACGGUGGUUUCUUCUAUGCUUCCGAAAGAAACCACGUCCAUUUUGUAAUAUUGUUUUCUUUCUUAUUUUGUACUUCCGAGCCUCUGUUACUAUAUCAGAUCGGAAAUUAUUUUAUGAGAUUCAGUGAGUUUAGCGACUUUCAUGACUCUGAGUGAAAUAAUAUUCUUUCAAACCUUAUCAUGGAAAUUGGUUAGUCUUUUUGUUAUAUUCUGA